Molecule: messenger RNA, 1848 nt
Organism: Spodoptera exigua (beet armyworm)
Lineage: Eukaryota; Metazoa; Arthropoda; Insecta; Lepidoptera; Noctuidae
Source: the annotation of a GenBank genome assembly
AUGGACGGGAUAACGACCUACAAUAAUUUCUUAGCAUUACAUAAACCGCAGUUAGUUCUAUCUGGUGUACCUGAACAUUUCUGGCCAUCAGUAUGCAAGAAAAUAACUGACCAAAUUUUUGAUGCCGGUUUAACAUUCCAACUGGUUCAAAUAGAUUAUGAAGAUACGGAAAAAAUGCCCUACGAUCCCUUAUGGAGUGUGAUUGCAAUCAGGGAUAUCGAGUGCUCAGACGCUAGUCAUGUUUACUUGAUUGACCAUGCGUGGACUUUUAAGGCAAAUAGUAUUAAAAGUAGUCUAAGAAAUGUGCCGGGGCUUUUGGAAAGAAUGUGUAACUUGAUGCAAGUAUCUUCAGAAACUACAGAGGAACAAAUAGAAGAAGUAUCAAAAGCUGUGUGGAAGUAUGCACACACUUAUGCAAUUGGUGGUGAUGAUUUUUCUAUUGAAGAACGAGUUCCAGUGUGGUACGUCUUAGACGAAUUGGGUUCUGGCAUUACUCAUUCAGACACGCCCAAUUUCCGAGCAGUGCCUUUCAUAUAUGUGCCUGAACAAUUAACUUACACUCUACUGUUUCCAGUAAAAGAUGUUGAAGAAGGUGACAUGGUCACCAGAAAUUUUGUAGAGGGUCAGUUCCCUGAUCCCUUGCAGAGAGAAGCAAUGCUCAUCCCAUGGAAGCACUAUGAACAUUUUGGGGAAGAUUUUGUUCAGGUGGAGCCAAGCUCCAAAUAUUUUCUAGAGGGUCACAUAGUGGAAACUCUCCCAGAACUGGAUUUGUUAAAAGUAAGAGAGUUUAAUAAUUCUACUAAACUAAAAGUGUACUCAGAGUACAGAUAUAUUAAUGAACAUCUUACAGCUCCAGAGUUUGAAAUAGUUGACAAUGAAAAUGAUGCUGAUGUACUAUGGUACAUUAACCAUUUUAAAGAAUUUCAAGAUUUAAGUGUUCAAACGCCACAGAAAUUUGUUAAUCAAUUUCCAUUUGAAUAUGUGAUGACAAUAAAAGAUUUGCUAGCGGUAAUUGCUAGACGUUCUUCAGAAAAGUACUGUGAUGAAAGUAACUCCCUUGUCACAAACCCAGUUUGGUUGCCUACAACCUUUAAUAUGAAAACUGAGCUACCUAAGUUUGUUGCAUAUUACAUGCAGAGGAAGAAAGCUGGAUUAGAUAACCACUGGAUAUGUAAACCAUACAACCUUGCAAGGGGAUUGGACACCUAUAUCAGUGACAAUUUAGAUUUUCUAUGCCGAUUACCUCUGACUGGCCCUAAAAUAGCCCAGAAGUAUAUUGACAAGCCAGUUCUCUUUGAAAGACCAGAUGUUGGCCUGGUAAAGUUUGACAUUCGCUAUGUGAUACUGUUAACAUCUGUUCGACCAACAGAGGUUUAUGUUUACAAUAAUUUCUUCCUUAGGUUUGCUAAUAAACCCUUCUCUUUAGACAGCUUUGAAGACUAUGAAAAACACUUUACAGUUAUGAAUUACAGUGGUACUGCACAACUUUUUAAGAUGUUAUGUGCAGAUUUCAAAGCUGAGUGGUCUAGGCAGUUUGCCAACUAUGAUUGGGCAGAUGUUGAAAAAUCAAUAUUCAAGAUGUUGUCAGAGUUAUUUGAUGCAGCUACACUAAAGGGGCCUCCUUGUGGAAUAGGAAAGAGCCCACAAUCUAAAGCAUUGUAUGCUGCCGAUAUUAUGCUGAGUUGGCGUGAAGUGGGAAAUGAAAAGGUCAUUCAACCCAUUCUCUUGGAGAUGAAUUGGAUGCCAGACUGUCGUCGCGCAUGCGAAUAUUAUCCCGACUUCUACAACGAUAUCUUUUCUGUAAUGUUUUUGAAUAAGGAAGUGGAGACAUGUUCAAAAGUUAUGUAA